Leptomonas pyrrhocoris is the source of this 1921-nucleotide messenger RNA. Its product is annotated as NADPH-cytochrome p450 reductase-like protein. Gene Ontology annotation, cellular component: cytosol. Bases 35 to 1921 code for a protein of 628 amino acids. Gene Ontology annotation, molecular function: FMN binding; oxidoreductase activity; flavin adenine dinucleotide binding. Lineage: Eukaryota; Euglenozoa; Kinetoplastea; Trypanosomatida; Trypanosomatidae. The transcript has a single exon. The record is from RefSeq and is a predicted model, not a curated record.
AGCAUUCUUUCCUUGUCUGUCGUGUAGCCGCGAAAUGGAAAAGCUGACCGUUCUUUAUGGAACCCAAACGGGCAACGCAGAGCGAGUUGCGCUGCGAGUCAGCCGUCUUGCCCUGCGGCAGGGCGUGAAGAGCGUGCACUGCCUCUCUGCGGACGAUGUACCGAUCCACGAGUGGCCACGAACGGGCGGGCCAGUUGUGAUUCUCUGCUCCAACGCAAACCAAGGCGAUGCACCGAAUAGCUUUCGUCGCUCGUGGGCGUCGCUCCUGCAGCCCGACACGGCGCCAGCUGCGUGCAUGACAGGUCUGCAAUACGCCGUGUACGGCUUAGGCGACUCUCUCUAUUUGAAGUUUAACUACAUGGCAAAGAUGCUGCACAACCGGCUGAAGCAGUUGGGCGGCACGCCGCUCGUGAUGCGUGGUUUAGGCGACGAGAGCGACGCGAAAGGCUUCGAGGAAACGCUUGUUCCGUGGCUAGCGGAGCUGUGGGAAGCGCUGGACCUGACGAACGGUGCGGCCCCCACCGCCGACCUCCGCCGACCCCGUUACCCACAGCAGGAUGUGCCGUACUUCCCUCUCUAUUCCGUGCGGCCUUUUCAGGGCACAGCGGACUCUCUCGAGGCUUCGCCGCAGUUGUUGCGCUACGCGGAGCCCGUCAUGGCGUGCGAGGUGGUCUCGAACCGCCGUAUCACCGCCGCCUCUUGCAAUCAAGCUGUCCACCACCUCGAGCUGCGGGUGUGUCCCGGCACCGAGAGUGCGACAGCGUCUUCAACGUAUGACGUGGGGGAUGCGUUGGGGGUGUACUGCCCGAAUCGUCCUGAGCUGGUGGAGGAACUGCUGCAGCGUCUGCGUCGUGACGGUGACGAGGUUGUGGUCGUCGAGCCCGACGCCUCUCACGGCUUGACCGUGCAACCCGCCCGCCCCUUUUUUCAUCACCCACUCACCCUGCGGUCGCUGCUGCGUCACUAUAUCGAUUUGGACGCGGUGGUGACGCAGGAGUUCAUGUGGAUGUUGGCGCACGAGGUGCGGGACGACGACGACAACGACGAAGAUGCGCACGACUCUCGCGAGCGGCUCUACGAGCUCGGCAACCCGUCGAACGUCAACGACUAUCUACAGUACGCUCACCGCGAGAAACGCAAUGUGUGCGAGGUACUGCACGACUUCAAGAACUUGAACCCGUCGCUGGAGCUGGUGCUCACCUUUGCCACACCGAUGCUGCCGCGCUACUUCUCCCUCGCCUCUGCUCUCAGUAUGGACGGUCCAGGCCGCUUCGACGUGUGUGUGGGGUUGCUCGACUGGCACACGCCGCUGAAGCGCCAUCGCACCGGGCUCUGCAGCUCGUACCUCGUCGGUGCACAGCCCGGGUCGCAGCUGACAUGUUUUGUGUGGCAGGGCAACCUCGCCCUUCCCGCUGCGCCGUCGCCGCUGCUGUGCGUCGCCACGGGCACCGGCAUCGCGCCGAUUCGUGCCGUGCUUCGUCAGGUGGCGGGCCUCGCGGCGCAGGGCUGGAAGGACGUCCCGGUGGUGCUGGUGUUUGGCUGCCGUCACGAGGCGGAGGACUACCUCUACAGGGAAGAGUGGGCGGAUCUGAGGGCAAAGGGGUUGCUACCCUCGCUGACCGUCAUCCCAGCCUUUUCGCGCGACACGGAUAAGAAGAUCUACGUUCAACACCAGCUGGGCGAGCACGCGAAGCUGGUUUCGUCUUUUGUGCAGCCGGAGGAGGUCGAGGGGCGCCCGCUGCCUCCCGGUGUCAUCUACGUCUGCGGUAACGCGAAGCAGAUGCCGAAGGAUGUGCAAAGGACAGUGGAGCAGACGGUGGAGGCGACGGUGCCUGGCGUCGAGGACGAGGCGGGUGCGGCCGUGUACGUGAGGGGCUUGGCACGUGUGGGACGCUACCAGGUCGACUCCUGGUCCGCGUAG